AUGGGGUCGCUCACACAAUAUAGUCUACUGUUAGCAGCAGCAGCAGGUUUGCCUUUCAGUUCAGCAGAUGGACACUACCGAUCUCGUCCAGACCUCAUAGUCCCUAAGUUGAAUAUAACUGUGCCUGCACCCGAUGCCAAUGGUACGGAGUAUGUUUUUGUUGCUCCUUACGCCAAUACCAUCCAACAGCCUGGCGCUUAUAUCUAUCGGAAGGACGGUGAUCUAGUGUGGUCUGGCAUUGGCUACUAUGCAGGGUUUGUGGGGAAUUUCCAUCCUACCACAUACAAUGGAAAAACUGUCCUUCAGGCCUUCCAGGGAUCGAUGGACCAAAAUCAUGGGGAGGGUGUUGGCCAACAUGUGCUUCUCGACCAAAGCUAUGAACAUGUGAUAUCUACGAAGACUGGAAAUUACCAUAUUCCCUCUAUCCACGAAUUUACCGUGGUCAAUGGCGAGACUGCUCUUGUGGAGAUUUACCUUCCAACCAUCGCAAACCUGACACAGUACGGUGGAAACUCGUCGCAGCAAUGGCUUGGAAACGGGCUGUUCCAAGAGUUUGAUAUCACAACUGGGGAGCUAGUAUUUGAGUGGAACUCUCUGGACUAUUUAGACCCUGCAGACUCACUGAAUCCAUUGGGUUCAACCGCUAGCAACAGCGGACUUUCGUCCGCUCAAACCUGGGAUUAUGUUCACAUUAACAGCAUCGACAAAGACAAAGAUGGAAACUACCUCGUCUCAUCGCGACACUUCAGCACCAUCUUCAAGAUCAACGGAACCGAUGGUUCUAUCAUCUGGCAACUCGGUGGCAACCAUUCCACAUUUACCCAGGAUUUCACAUUUGGCUUCCAGCACGACGCCCGCUGGCGAUCGCAGUCCGACAGCAUCGACGUGAUAUCUUUCUUCGACAACUCAGGCAACGGGGAAAUAACUUUCAACAACGUCUCCAGAGCCUUGUUUGUCCAGCUCAACCACACGGAUAAUACCGCAACCGUCCUUCGCAAAGCCACAGCCCCAUAUGAGCUACAGGCUAAGUCUCAGGGUAACACUCAAUUGCUUCCGAACGACGAUUUGUUUGUUAGCUGGGGGUCUGCAGGCGCUUUCACGCAGUUUGGUGCUGACAAUAAAGUUAUUUAUCAUGCGUUUAUCGAAGACGCGGUCAGUUACCGUGGGUUUGUAGCCAACUGGACUGGUACACCGAGUGAGGCUCCGGCUCUUGCCGCUUAUGUGGACUCGGCCAAUACUACUAGGUUAUAUGUUUCCUGGAAUGGAGAUACCGAGACGAAGAUCUGGAAGUUUUACCAGGUUCAAGAAGGUAGCGGUUCCAACAAUGAGGUCCAGUAUCUUGGUGAGCAGAGCAGGAAGUCGUUUGAAACAACUUUCUUUUGGGAGAGUGGGUACCACCCUGCAAAUGAUGUGAAGUUUUACGCAGAAGCCAUUGGUGGUAAUGGCGAUGUUCUUGUGAGGACUCUGCCGUCCAUCGCAGCUAGAUUUACUGAAACUACAGAAUAA
Messenger RNA from Aspergillus pseudotamarii, 1506 nucleotides. Its product is annotated as arylsulfotransferase family protein. Lineage: Eukaryota; Fungi; Ascomycota; Eurotiomycetes; Eurotiales; Aspergillaceae. Bases 1 to 1506 code for a protein of 501 amino acids. The record is from RefSeq and is a predicted model, not a curated record. The transcript is spliced from 3 exons.